Molecule: messenger RNA, 1182 nt
Organism: Rhineura floridana
Lineage: Eukaryota; Metazoa; Chordata; Lepidosauria; Squamata; Rhineuridae
Product: protein C19orf12 homolog
Exons: 3
Coding region: 241-666 (141 amino acids)
Source: RefSeq, a predicted model, not a curated record
UGGCGAGCAGCCAGUAGAGGUCGAUUUAAGGAGGCAUGACUGAAACUUGAUUGGGCUGGCUAUGAGCAACAGUUUUUGUAAAACUGAAAGUGAAGGUUUUAUGCAAAGCUGGUUAGUUUCAUAUUUUUCAUUUGUCUCCUGACUUUGAAGAACAAACUGCCAAAGUGGUCCCUUUUGAUAUCAUACCCUAACCAAAGAGGUCCCUCUAGGACAGAAGCUGUCGGGUAUAAACUAGGCACGAUGCCGAUUGAUGUGAAUGAUGUGAUGCGUCUUCUGUGCCGAGUGUCUAAAGUGCAGGGAAUGACGGCUGCCUUGAAGCAUUCGGGGCAAGGAGCACUUAUGGCGGGUUGUGGUGCUUUUCUCGGAGGCUUGGUGGGAGGGCCAUUUGGCAUUGCAGUAGGGGGCGCAGUUGGUGGCUUGGUUGCCGCCAAGAUGACCGCUGGACAAUUUAAGCCUGUCCCUCAGAUUAUUCUGGAAUUGACCCCAGUUGAGCAGCAACGGCUUUAUGAAGAUGCCCAUGCCAUUAUUAGGAACCUGGACUGGACUGACGCGGCACAGCUCACAGCUCUAGUCAUGGGAAAUGCAGGCAUUCAAGAGCAACUGCUCACGGUGGUGACGAAUUACCUCACCACUCAGUUCAGAGCUGAAAUCCAGUAUGAAAAAUAAGAAACCAUAAGCACAGCAUGGUGCGCACCUCCAGAAAUGAGUCAAAGCUGUAUGAAGAUCUCUCCAACUGCACGGUGGAGGUGUGCUGCAAGUCCUAGGCGGUGUACACACCAUACAUUUAAAGCACAUGACUUCUUCCAACAAACACAGGGAACUGUAGUUUGCUGAGGGUGCUGGGAAUUCUAGCUCUGUGAGGAGUAAUAUCCUUUAAAUGGAUGGUAUACCCUAUGUUCGUUCUCUUUUCCUUCUUCAGAGUGGCAAGGAAGUGGAGUGCAAAGAACAUAUAAAAAGCAGAUGUGCUAUUUCUACCUCCACUUACUAGAUGAAAUCAAAUAAAUCUGCCCCUCCUGAGUUAUGGUGUGAUUGGGUUUUAAAAACUGUUUGCAUGGCUGCUAAGGAGGGUCGGGGGAGACAUUCUAGUUUGUAUUUUAAUGAGAAACUGCCUAAUUCGUAUCCUUAAACCAAUUUUGUGAUGCAGUUCUCCAGACAAGUAACGUGUAGAAAAAUACAUAUAAU